UCUUUCUUCCUGCAUGAAGCCACCAGAAGGAGGCAACAAUGGAGAAAACUCUGGUCCUUUACUUCACAUUUUCAGCUUUAUUUGGUGCUGUAGUCACCUCAGGUUUGACUGAAGAAGAAGGGCUAAUAAAUCCAACCCAGUUGGAGAAGUUUGUUGAUGAGCUUCCAGAUAUGCCUCAAAUCCUAGGUUUUGAUAUCGUCAAUGCCGUUCCAAAGCCAAAGUUUCUCAACAUUGGCAUGUUCAUGAAGAAAUGGAAAUUCCACAGAGACCUUCGGCCAACACCAGUGUUUGCAUACGGUACAUCAAAGCACACAGCGUCUGUCCCUGGUCCAACGAUCGAGGCCCUCCAUGGCAUUGACACAUACGUGACGUGGCAAAAUCAUCUCCCUUCAAAACACAUACUUCCGUGGGACCCGACAAUCCUCACUGCCGUUCCUUCAACCAAGAAGGGCAUCCCUACUGUGGUACACCUCCAUGGUGCCAUCGAUGAACCCGCGAGUGAUGGAAACCCAAACUCAUGGUUCACCGUCAGAUUUGAAGAAAAGGGACCCACCUGGUCCAGAAAAACUUAUCACUACCGCAACUUGCAACAGCCAGGUAAUUUAUGGUACCAUGAUCACGCAAUGGGUUUGACUAGAGUCAACCUCUUGGCUGGCUUGAAUGGGGCCUACAUUAUCCGUGAUCAUGACCUGGAGGCCCCACUUGAACUCCCAAGCGGUGAUGAGUUCGAUCGACCGCUGAUUGUGUUUGAUCGUAGCUUCCGUACGGAUGGUACGAUAUAUAUGAAUUCCACUGGAAAUAACCCUUCCAUACAUCCACAGUGGCGACCUGAGUAUUUCGGCGAUACAAUCAUAGUGAAUGGGAAAGUGUGGCCACGUAUGACAGUACGACGUCGUAAAUACAGGUUCCGUAUACUCAAUGCCUGCAAUGCUAGAUACUUGAGGUUAUUCUUCACCAACGAUCUGGGAUUCACCCACGUGGCAUCUGACUCAGCAUAUCUCGAAGAACCGGUUAUGACAAAUGACACCCUCCUGGCGCCAUCUGAGAUUGCUGACGUGGUCAUUGACUUUUCAAAGUCAAAGACAGAUUUUGUCAUUCUGGCAAAUGAUGCGCGGUAUCCUUACCCAUCAGGUCAUCCGGUCAGCGAAGCCAACGGUAAGAUCAUGAAAUUCAUUAUACAGAAAAAUCAAGAGAGUGAAACGUGGCGUGUACCCAGCAAAUUGAUAAAAUACCCAUCACCUGAUUUAUCCAGUGGAUUGGACACACGAUACAUUGCUAUGUACCAGUACGUCAGUGACAUUAACAAGUCCACUCAUUUUUACGUCAAUGGAAAAUCGUACGAAGAGGCCNUGACUGAAUCACCUGUAGUCGGGUCUACCGAAGUUUGGAAUGUGAUCAAUCUAACGCCAGAUAAUCACCCAUUCCACAUUCAUCUGGGAUUAUUUGCGGUGUUGGAUCAGACGGAGCUGGUUGAAAGAGUGGAGUUCAAAACGUGUAUGAUAAAACUAAACGAUGCGAUUGAGUGCCACAUCAAUAAAUAUGCACGUGGAAAGAAGAUAGAGGUGCCGGCACAUGAGAAGGGGUGGAAGAACGUGUACAAGAUAUUGCCAGGAUAUGUGACGAAAAUACUAGUGAGAUUUGCUUAUAUACAUUCGAAUGUAUCGUAUCCGUUUGAUGCAACCGAAGAGCCUGGAUACGUGUACCAUUGUCACAUCCUGGGUCAUGAAGACAAUGAAAUGAUGAGGCCCUUGAAGCUCAUCAACAAGAUUGAAAGAAAUAAUAUCGAUGUAAUUUAAAGUUAUAGAUAUGAUUA
Molecule: messenger RNA, 1813 nt
Organism: Pistacia vera
Lineage: Eukaryota; Viridiplantae; Streptophyta; Magnoliopsida; Sapindales; Anacardiaceae
Product: multicopper oxidase LPR1-like
Exons: 4
Coding region: 39-1796 (585 amino acids)
Molecular function (GO): copper ion binding; oxidoreductase activity
Source: RefSeq, a predicted model, not a curated record